GAUGGCGGGCGACACACACGAUCCGGAUAGGCAGACUAUCUCGUCGAAAACGAUUACAGAUAUUCAUUACAGACCCUUGAUGCAACCAGAAUACACACUGUACGCUCGAAGAUGGUACAUCGUCCUAGUUGUGUGUGUUGUCAGCAUGGCGAACGCCUUGAUCUGGAUCUGUUUUUCUCCCAUCACCAACCUAACAACAGCAUACUACGGCAUCUCGUCCAUGCAGGUCAACUGGCUGUCACUCAUCUAUCUCGUCGCGUGCAUCCCCGUGGGAUUUCUGGCAACAUGGCUACUUGACACUCUUGGCCUCCGGAUUAGUAUUAUUUUAUCAGCAUGGUUGAACCUGAUUGGCUGCUUGUUACGCUCUCUGACCGUGUUUGAGUUCAUGCCCCCCGAUGCCCGCUACCCCGUGUUGAUGACCGGGCAGCUGUUGGCCGCAUGUGCUCAGCCAUUCAUCAUGUUCUGUCCCACCAAACUGGCGGCGCUGUGGUUCCCCGACACACAACGUGCAACAGCCAACACGCUCGCUUCUAUGGCUAACCCUCUUGGAAUAUUGGUAGCAAAUUUGCUGGCACCAAAACUAGUCACAGUACCAUCGGAGAUGCCAAACUUGUUGUGGACAUGUACAGGAGUGGCUGGUUUAGGUGUUGUCAUGGCAACGUUUGGAGUCUGUAGUUCCAUUCCACCGACGCCGCCGACUUCAAGUGCAGCAGAGGCAUCGGAACCAUUCUUCUCAGGACUGAAAAAGCUGCUGCAUGUCAAGUCCUACUGGGUGCUGUGCUUUGUGUUCGGUGCUGGUCUGGCCAUAUUUACAGCAUUCACCACAUUUACAGAACAGAUUCUCUGUCCGCGGGGAUACACGAAUGGUUUCUCUGGUAUGUGUGGUGCACUGAUGAUUGGCGUUGGUGUAGCUGGUGCUGCUACCGCCGGUGUUAUCUGUGAUAAGACAAAACGUUUUGAAGAAGUCGCCAAAAUCAGUUUUGCAGGAGCGACUGUGUUUGGGAUAGUUUUUACAGAGGUCAGCCGUCUCCGAGACAUGGACGUGGAGAUCGCUGUCAGCAUAUCUCUGUUCGGUUUCUUUGGUUUUGCAUUGUAUCCUAUAUGCAUGGAGUUGGCAGUCGAGGUUACCUACCCUGUUGCCGAGGCAACCAGUUCAGGGAUGCUCUUUAUAUCAGGCCAGGUCCAGGGGAUCGUGUACAUGUUGGUGGCCCAGAUGAUUGCGCAGCCUCUCCCCCACCAGGAAGUGGGCCUCCCCACCGGCUGCAGCACCAACGGCUCCUCUAUAGGAGACGACUUCACCCCUCAAGACUGGACAAUCCCCAACUUGUUCCUGAAUGGCGUUGCAGCCUUCGUCUCCAUCGUUUUCAUGCUUCUAUUCCAUCCACACUACCGCCGCAUGAGAGCCGAGGAACUUGCAAAGCCUGAAGAUCCGGACACAAGAGGCCAAUCUGAAGCAAUGCAGGUGUAUGUCGUGUCAACGCAGCUCUGAUCUCUACAGCCACCUUCUGUUAUACUGUGUAGCCUCAUGGAAAUCUAGGAGGGAUAUCAGGAUUAUGACAGUGUGUUCACUAAGUAAAACAAAGAAUAUACAGAGUUCACUAAGUGUACAGUGUUCACUAAAUACAACAUAGUUACGGUGUUCACUAAGUAAAACACUAAGUGUACAUUGUGUUCACUAAGUAAAACACUAAGUGUACAGUGUGUUCACUAAGUAAAACACUAAGUACAUUGUGUUCACUAAGUAAAACAAAGAAUACAGUGUUCACUUUGUAAAACAUUAAGUGUACAUUGUGUUCACUUAGUAAAACAUAUGUACAUUGUGUUCACUAAGUAAAACAGAAUAUACAGUGUUCACUUUGUAAAACAUUAAGUGUACAUUGUGUUCACUUAGUAAAACAUUAUAUGUACAUUGUGUUCACUUAGUAAAACAAAUAAUACACAGUGUUCACUUUGUAAAACAUUAAGUGUACAUUGUGUUCACUAGGUAAAACAUUAUAUGUACAUUGUGUUCACUAAGUAAAACAGAAUAUACAGUGUUCAUUUUGUAAAACAUUAAGUGUACAUUGUGUUCACUUAGUAAAACAUAUGUACCUUGUGUUCACUAAGUAAAACAAAGAAUAUACAGUGUUCACUUUGUAAAACAUGUACGUUGUGUUAAGUUAUUAUAGUAUGUUCCCUAAGUAUAGCUUGUUCACAAAGUAUAGUGUGUUCACAACUUUGGUGAACUCUCUCAGAUUACUGGGUUGCUGGUGUUAUUUGAUGAAUACUCCCAGUUUCGUGUUGAACAACAGCUACCCUUUAAAUGUUGGCCCAUGUGUGUCUUCAUCAGUAUGUACACUGUUUCAAGUGAUGGUUUAGAUAUAAUAGGAAUAUAAUCAGAAUAUUGGAAUAUGCCAAAGUGACAAUCAGUUGAUCUCAGUUUGUUUUGUUCAAUAUACACACAAAACUAAUAUUUAAGUUUCUGUAUAAGGAACUCAUUUCGUUUUAUAUCUGUAUUUUAAAGUUUCAUUUAUUUUAAUUUUAUUGAUCAAGGUAUCCCUAUGUUAUAGCACAGUUUAGAUGAAAUCAUUCAUUUGGUUAUCACAAUAAGUGAGAAGUGUUUGAUUGCAAGCCAAUAUGUUUCAUGAAUAAUAGACCGGUCUUAUAAUAGUCAGGGUUCUGGAUUCAAUUGUCUGAGAGCCAAACACCCUUUUUCACAGCAUAAGACUGUUCACCUGUUCCAGUCAAACACCCCUUCUCUCAGCAUUAGACUGUUCUGCUGUGAUAGCCAAACACCCCUUUUUACAUAAUUGGACUGUUCACCGGUUCCAGCCAAACUCCCCUACUCACAGCGUUAGACUGUUCACCUGUUCCAGCCAAACACCCCUACUCACAGCGUUAGACUGUUCACCUGUUCCAGCCAAACACCCCUACUCACAGCGUUAGACUGUUCUGCUGUUCCAGCCAAACACCCCUACUCACAGCGUUAGACUGUUCACUUGUUCCAGCCAAACACCCCUUCUUUCAGCAUUAGACUGUUCACCUGUUCCAGCCAAACACCCCUCACCCAUUAUUUGACUGUUCUGCUGUCCAAGCCAAACACCCCUUCUCACAUCAUUAAACUGUUCACCUGUUCAAACCAAACAACCCUCACCCAUUAUUUGACUGUUCCUCUGCCCAAGCCAAACAUCCCUUGUGACAGCAUUAGACUGUUCACCUGUUCCUGCUAAACACCCCUUCUCACAUUAUGAGACUGUUCACCUGUCCAAACCAAACAACCCUCACCCAUUAUUUGACUGUUCACCUGUCCAAGCCAAACACCCCCCAACCUUGUAUUGCAUGGUCUCGAGAUCUGAUGUGCCUUUGUUCCCAAUGUUGCAAAUAUUUGUUUUAAUGCAUCAAGGUGUAUUUUAGAUUGCAGUAGGUAUUUGAUAACUGUAUAUGUAAAUUAAAAGAUUACAGUGAAGCAGACCAACUGUCGCUUAGUUGAAGCUCUGAGCUUACGCAGAACAAUCUCAGCACUGUUGUGACUGCUGUUCCUUGACCGACUGUCGGUCAGUUGAAGCUCUGAGCUUACGCAGAACAAUCUCAGCACUGUUAUGACUGCUAUUCCUUGGCCGACUGUCCCUUAGUUGAAGCUCUGAGCUUACGCAGAACAAUCUCAGCACUGUUGUGACUGCUGUUCCUUGACCUACUCUCUCUUGGUUGAAGCUCUGAGCUUACGCAGAACAAUCUCAGCACUGUUAUGACUGCUAUUCCUUGGCCGACUGUCCCUUAGUUGAAGCUCUGAGCUUACGCAGAACAAUCUCAGCACUGUUGUGACUGCUGUUCCUUGACCUACUCUCUCUUGGUUGAAGCUCUGAGCUUACGCAGGACAACCUCCGCACUGUUGUAACUGCUAUUCCUUGGCCAACUGUCCCUUAGUUGAAGCUCUGAGCUUAUGCAGAACAACCUCAGCACUGUUGUGACUGCUGUUCCUUGACCGACUGCUCCUUAGUAGAAGCUCUGAGCUUACGCAGAACAAUCUCAGCACUGUUGCGACUGCUGUUCCUUGGCCGACUGUCCCUUAGUUGAAGCUCUGAGCUUACGCAGAACAAUCUCAGCACUGUUGUGACUGCUGUUCCUUGACCUACUGUCUCUUGGUUGAAGCUCUGAGCUUAUGCAGAACAAUCUCAGCACCGUUGUAACUGCUAUUCCUUGGCCAACUGUCCCUUAGUUGAAGCUCUGAGCUUAAGCAGAACAAUCUCAGCACUGUUGUGACUGCUAUUCCUUGGCCGACUGCUCCUUAUUUGAAGCUCUGAGCUUACGCAGAACAAUCUCAGCACCGUUGUGACUGCUGUUCCUUGACCGACUGCUCCUUAGUAGAAGCUCUGAGCUUAAGCAGAACAAUCUCAGCACUGUUGCGACUGCUGUUCCUUGACCGACUGCUCCUUAGUAGAAGCUCUGAGCUUACGCAGAACAAUCUCAGCACCGUUGUGACUGCUGUUCCUUGACCGACUGCUCCUUAGUAGAAGCUCUGAGCUUACGCAGAACAAUCUCAGCACUGUUGUGACUGCUGUUCCUUGACCGACUGUCCCUUAGUUGAAGCUCUGAGCUUACGCAGAACAAUCUCACCACUGUUGCGACUGCUAUUCCUUGACCGACUGUCCCUAAGUUGAAGCUCUGAGCUUACGAAGAACAAUCUCAGCACUGUUGUGACUGCUAUUCCUUGACCGACUGUCCCUUAGUUGAAGCUCCUAGCUUACGCAGAACAAUCUCAGCACUGUUGUGACUGCUAUUCCUUGGCCUACUGUCCCUUAGUUGAAGCUCUGAGCUUACGCAGAACAAUCUCAGCACUGUUGUGACUGCUGUUCCUUGACCCACCGUCCCUUAGUUGAAGCUCUGAGCUUACGCAGAACAAUCUCAGCACUGUUGUGACUGCUAUUCCUUGACCGACUGUCCCUAAGUUGAAGCUCUGAGCUUACGAAGAACAAUCUCAGCACUGUUGUGACUGCUAUUCCUUGACCGACUGUCCCUUAGUUGAAGCUCCUAGCUUACGCAGAACAAUCUCAGCACUGUUGUGACGACUGCUAUUCCAUGGCCUACAAUUAUGGCUGUUUUGUUGAUAUGCUACAUAUUUUGGUGUAUUUCUCUGACAAACUCCCAUUUUCUCUCGCUGGACAGGUAAAAACAUGAUUUGGCCCUUUACCCUUUGUUGAUGUUUUUAGCCCUGAAGACUUCUUUCAUGCACUGAAGGGUUUCUGAGCCAUAAUACUUAUAGUAUUUAUGUACGAUGCUCAUUAAUAAGUUCGAUUGUGAAGGUUCGGGUUAAAUACAUUACAAGUGUAGUUGCUACUUACCAACUUCUGGUUUGGCAUGGAUAGCGCUUACACUGUCAUAGUGAUCACAUAUGAAUCUGCCAUGAACAAAUUAUCAGAAUCAUUAUCAGAGAUAUUAAUUAUGUGUCUAUUUUGCUUUUAUACAAGACGAUGGAAUAAAUUUUGUACGUUUUUAUA
This is a messenger RNA of Haliotis rufescens (red abalone), 5474 nucleotides long. Its product is annotated as solute carrier family 49 member A3-like. Gene Ontology annotation, biological process: transmembrane transport. Gene Ontology annotation, cellular component: membrane. Lineage: Eukaryota; Metazoa; Mollusca; Gastropoda; Lepetellida; Haliotidae. Gene Ontology annotation, molecular function: transmembrane transporter activity. The record is from RefSeq and is a predicted model, not a curated record. The coding region runs from base 2 to 1489 and encodes 495 amino acids. The transcript has 11 exons.